Messenger RNA from Penicillium cataractarum, 225 nucleotides. RefSeq names its product CDC26 family anaphase-promoting complex subunit. Gene Ontology annotation, biological process: anaphase-promoting complex-dependent catabolic process. The record is from RefSeq and is a predicted model, not a curated record. Gene Ontology annotation, cellular component: anaphase-promoting complex. Lineage: Eukaryota; Fungi; Ascomycota; Eurotiomycetes; Eurotiales; Aspergillaceae. The coding region runs from base 1 to 225 and encodes 74 amino acids. The transcript has a single exon.
AUGCUCCGCCGAAAGCCAACCGCCAUUGCAAUCACCAUGGAAGACAUCGCUGUCUUUGAGGAGGAACUCCUCCGCAAACAGAACGAGAACCGUGAGCCCGAACAGGCACAGGGCAGCAGCGCCAAGACCAAGGUCAACCCGAGCGAUGAGCUGAAGCCCCUCCCUGGUGACAAGGCUAGAAUCCUUCGUCGGGAAGAGAGAAUUGGGCUCGGCCAUCGGGGUUGA